This is a messenger RNA of Dipodomys ordii (Ord's kangaroo rat), 942 nucleotides long. Its product is annotated as olfactory receptor 5D18. Gene Ontology annotation, molecular function: G protein-coupled receptor activity; odorant binding; olfactory receptor activity. Gene Ontology annotation, biological process: sensory perception of smell; G protein-coupled receptor signaling pathway. The coding region runs from base 1 to 942 and encodes 313 amino acids. Gene Ontology annotation, cellular component: membrane. The transcript has a single exon. Lineage: Eukaryota; Metazoa; Chordata; Mammalia; Rodentia; Heteromyidae. The record is from RefSeq and is a predicted model, not a curated record.
AUGCAACUCUCAGAGAGAAAUGACAGUGAAGCCACCUUCACCCUCCUGGGUUUCUCUGAUUACCCAGAACUUCAAGUGCCACUCUUCUUGAUUUUUCUGGCCAUCUACAGUGUCACUGUAGUAGGGAAUAUUGGAAUGAUUGUCAUUAUCAAAAUUAACCCCAAGCUGCACACUCCCAUGUACUUUUUCCUCAGCCACCUCUCCUUCGUGGAUUUCUGCUAUUCUUCUAUUGUGGCUCCCAAGAUGCUGGUGAAUUUACUUGCAGAAGAUAGAAGCAUAUCGUUUUGGGGGUGUGUGAUACAAUUCUUUUUCUUCUGCACCUUUGUCGUGACUGAGUCCUUCGUAUUAGCAGUGAUGGCCUAUGACCGCUUUGUGGCUAUCUGUAACCCUCUGCUCUAUACGGUUGCCAUGUCCCAGACACUCUGUGCUAUGCUGGUGCUGGGGUCCUAUGGGUGGGGGAUAACAUGCUCCCUGAUACUGACAGGUUCUGCUUUGAAAUUGUGUUUCUCCCCUUUCAACACCAUCAAUCACUUUUUCUGCGAGUUCUCUUCCCUACUCUCUCUUUCAUGCUCCGAUACGUCUGUCAACUAUUUGCUGCUCUUCGUUUUUGCCACGUUUAAUGAAGUCAGCACGCUGCUCAUCAUUCUCCUGUCUUACCUGUUUAUUCUUGUCACCAUCCUCAAGAUGCGUUCGGCCAGUGGGCGUCGCAAAGCUUUCUCCACCUGCGCUUCGCACCUGACUGCCAUCACCAUCUUCCAUGGCACCAUCCUGUUCCUCUACUGUGUGCCCAACUCCAAAAACUCCAGACACACUGUCAAAGUGGCCUCUGUGUUUUACACGGUGGUGAUCCCCAUGUUGAACCCCCUGAUCUACAGUCUCAGAAACAAGGACGUUAAGAACACAGUCAGCAAAAUAGUAGACACCAAAGUCUUUUCUUCGUAA